AUGCACUCGCGGAACCGAUAUCAUCCCAAAGUCCUUCCCGAAGAAGACGUCUUGGAAGAUGCGCUAAACACCACGCUCAUCUCUCCGAGGUCUAAACAGUCGCAACAGCAGCAAAGCCCUUCUUCGAAAGCUUUAUCGGUGCAGAUGUUGUUCGUGUUCCUCUUGGCGUUCGUGACUUUUACGUAUUCUGAAUUGGAUUUCUUUUCUUCAACUUCAACUUCAUCAUCACCCCUAGGAGAAACCAGUCGUCUAGAGAAUGACGAUGAAUACGUCGAGAAGAAGAGAGAAGGAGUAGAAGUAGAAGUAGAAGUGGGCGCUUCGUUUGAUGAAAAAGAAGCGUCGUCGUCGUUCAAAAAUGUCCUCGUCUCCUGCCCGACGAACGACGACGUGAAUAAAGUGAAUCCAGUGGAUUUCGAGACAGAUUUGGACUACGUGUUGGAAAAUUUCAAAAGAACGGAAACAACAUCCGAUCCGUUCGAGGAAAUCGUUUACGUUUGUAACGUGUUCCCUCCGGAAUUAUACGAGAAAAUGCUGUCUGAUUUUCCUCUGAUUGCUUCGAUGGAACCGACGGAGAAAGGAAGAUGUUCGGAAGCGGGAGAUUGGAAGCUCGCAAAGUGCAAGAGUUAUUCGGCGGCGGGGUCGAAUCAAUUCAAGGAUUUGCGAUGGAAGUUGAGCGGGUACGAUGUGAUCGAUCCAAAGAAUAGAGUGGAGAAGUCUGGGUUUAGGGAUUUCGAGAGCGCGAAGGAAACGUGGAGAAGAGUGGAACAGAUUUUGUUCAGCGAACGAUUUCAGAAUCUCGUGUACGAUAAGUUGAAGUUGCCGGAGGGAUGGCGAGAUAAAAUGAUUACUGGUAACGUGCCGACAGAUUUUAGGUUGCAAACGGACAAGAUGGGCGAGAACGGGUACGCGAUUGGAGUACACCCAGAUACGCCGAAGAAGUUGGCGACGAUGCAAUUUUAUUUCCCGGGGCUUCACGGAGGAGACGAAAAGAAGCAAGAAAGUAAGUACGGCACGUGCGUACACACGGCGAAGCAAUUCGAAGAGAGAGACAGGAAGAACAACAACGCCGCACCUUGCGAAAAGAAGUUUGGUUUUCGACACAACAGCAUGUAUGCUUUUAAAGUGCACGAAACGAGUUAUCACAGCGUCGAAAAGGCUUUAGAAGAUGCCGGAGAAAGGAACACUUUUUAG
Molecule: messenger RNA, 1191 nt
Organism: Bathycoccus prasinos
Lineage: Eukaryota; Viridiplantae; Chlorophyta; Mamiellophyceae; Mamiellales; Bathycoccaceae
Exons: 2
Coding region: 1-1191 (396 amino acids)
Source: RefSeq, a predicted model, not a curated record